GAUUUGCACCAACUCGGUCAUCUCCCAGCAGUUGGGAGUGCAGGAUAUCCACCUCUUGGGCUGGGGCGUGGCUGGCAAGGAUGCGCUUUUCCUGUACCUCCUCGCCCCGAUCUACUUCACUUUGGCAGUGCUCGUGGAUGUGGUGGCGCACUCGCCCUUGGCGGCCUACUCGCGUCACCUCGAUCCCACAGGAGGUGAAGUGCCCACCGAAGAGGAUGAGGACGUCGCCCGCGAGCGCCGGAGGGUGUCGGAGAGCGACGCGGACGUCGUCCGUCUGUUGAAACUGCGGAAGGAGCGCGACAUGCCCAACGUUCCGCACCAUCCGGACCAUGGCUCCGGAGAGGAGGACGAGGGACCUCACCACGUUGCAGUGGUCAGCGAUACGCAUGUGCUCAAGGAAGUCUAUGAAGAGAAUGUCCGGUACAGAGACAAGAUCUCGAAAUUGAUUCGGGACUACGACUUGCGCUUUGGAGGGAAGGCCGCAGAAAUCCAAGCAGCCUUGAAGGUGGAUCCAAACACCUUUACAGGGAAGCGCUUGGUCUUGCAUCGCUGGAUCUCCUGGUGGGGCUUUGACACGCUGAUCGGUGUGGUGAUCCUCGCGAACUCAGUCGUCAUCGGCUUUGAGUCCCAAGUUCGCGCAGAGAUGCCGUUGGGCUGCACGGGCGACUGUGACUGCGAGAAUCAGCUGGACCCCACGCUGACUUGCAACAAGAUCCCUCUUUGGAUCUUCCUGGCUGACUACGGCUUCUAUGCCGUCUACUUGACGGAGCUCGUUCUACGUCUCGGGAUCUACGGGGUCUUUGUGCUCAAGAGCCAUUGGGUCAAGUUCGACACAUUCCUCGUAGCCGCCUCAACAGUCGACAUCGUUGUGAACUUGGUCAGUAAGAGCGAGUUUUUGAAGCAGGUGAUGCUAGUGAGACUCCUGCGUUUGGCGCGAUUGGCGAGGGCCUUGCGCCUCAUGGUGCAGUUUCAGACGCUUUGGCAGUUGGUUCAAGGUCUCUUCCACAGCAUCGGCACGAUCAUGUGGACCUUCCUCCUCGUGACCUUGUUGAUGUACAUCUAUGCCGUCACGGGCAUGGAGCUUAUCAGAGUGGAGCCAGAUUUGGCGCUGGAUCAUCCGUACAAUGUUGCUGCCGGAGGGUCUUUCCGUGAUCUCAUGGACGCGAUCCUGACACUCCUGCAGGUGUUCAGUAUGGAUAGCAUUGGAUCCAUCUACCGACCGCUGAUCAAGCAGAACACCAUCUGUUUCAUCUACUUCUUCCUGGCCUUGCUGAUUCUCUCCAUUGCGUUGAUGAAUCUGGUCACGGCAGUGAUGGUCAACUCCUCCCUAGACCAGGCCAGUGAAGACAAAGAGGCAAAAAAAGCCUGGGAGGCAGCCAAGAGAGCUAAGCAGAUGGAGAAGCUGAAGGAGAUGUUCUUAGAGCUCGAUGAAGAUGGAUCUGGAGAGCUCAGCUUAGAUGAGUUGCUUGGUGCUCCCGAAGCGGUGCAGCACGAGCUGGGGGAGAUCGUUGGUGGAGGCGGCGAUCUGAC
Molecule: messenger RNA, 1530 nt
Organism: Symbiodinium sp. CCMP2456
Lineage: Eukaryota; Dinophyceae; Suessiales; Symbiodiniaceae
Source: the annotation of a GenBank genome assembly